UCAGUAAAUACCUGUAAUAUCCUCACAUUCGUGAGUUUUGAAGCGAGCAGUAAUAUCUGGAAGAGUUUAUCAUCUGAACUGAUAUCUGCUGCUGUGAAAAUUAUGUUUAUUAAAGAAGAGAGAGAAGAGAACACGAGUGAACCAGAAACCUGGAGAAUAAAACGCGAGGAACCAGAAACCUGGAGAAUAAAACGCGAGGAACCAGAAACCUGGAGAAUAAAACAAGAGGAACCAGAAACCUGGAGAAUAAAACAAGAGGAACCAGAAACCUGGAGAAUAAAACAAGAGGAACCAGAAACCUGGAGAAUAAAACAAGAGGAACCAGAAACCUGCAGAAUAAAACAAGAGGAACAAGGAGAGUACAUUGAAGAAAAAGAGGAAAAUGAAGAAUCAAAUCAUCAAGAGAAGCAGCAUGCAUGUGAUCAAUGCGGUAAAAUGUUUUUAUGGGCUUCACUUCUGAAGAAACACUUGAAAGUUCAUGUAAAGAAUAAGCCACAUUCAUGUCAUUUGUGUGGUAAGAGUUUUUUGCAUCUACAAAGUUUGAAAGAACAUCUUCAGAAAAUACAUACUGGUGUGAGAGAGUACAUGUGCUCUGAGUGUGAGAAGACUUUUAGUUCAGUGAGCAGUUUAAAACUACAUGAGAAGAUCCACACUGGAGAGAAACCUUACAAGUGUUCACACUGUGACAAGAGAUUCAGUCAAUCAUCAAAUCUGAAAAAACAUGAGAGGAUCCACACUGGAGAGAAACCUUACAAGUGUUCACACUGUGACUGGAGAUUCUUUCGUACAGGAAAUCUGAAAAGACAUGAGAGGAUUCACACUGGAGAGAAACCUUACAAGUGUUCACGCUGUGACAAGAGAUUCAGUGUUACAUCAGGUCUGAAAACACAUGAGAGGAUUCACACUGGUGAGAAACCUUAUAAAUGUUCACACUGUGACUGUAGAUUCAGUCGUUCAGGAAAUCUGAAAACACAUGAGAGAAUUCACACUGGAGAGAAACCUUACAAGUGUUCACACUGUGACGAGAGAUUCAGUGAUUUGACACAUCUGAAAAGACAUGAGAGGAUCCACACUGGAGAGAAACCUUACAAGUGUUCACACUGUGACGAGAGAUUCAGUGAUUCGACACAUCUGAAAACACAUGAGAGGAUCCACACUGGAGAGAAACCUUAUAAGUGUUCACACUGUGACUGGAGAUGCAGUCAUUCAUCAAGUCUGAAAACACAUGAGAGGAUCCACACUGGAGAGAAACCUUACAAGUGUUCACACUGUGACAAGAGAUUCAGUGUGUCAUCAAGUCUGAAAACACAUGAGAGGAUUCACACUGGUGAGAAACCUUAUAAAUGUUCACACUGUGACUGUAGAUUCAGUCGUUCAGGAAAUCUGAAAAGACAUGAGAGGAUUCACACUGGAGAGAAACCUUACAAGUGUUGACACUGUGACAAGAGAUUCAGUGUUACAUCGAGUCUGAAAAGACAUGAGAGGAGUCACACUGGAGAGAAAGCACAUCACUGCAAUGUACGUGAGAAGUGUUCCAUUGAGUCAUCUGUUAUACACAGUCAAACAAAAAACAAUCACAGUAAGGCCCUGUACACGCGGAGACACAUUUAGUUGUUAUGUAAAUAUUUUGUAUGGUAUAUGCGUUUUGUCCAGACGGAUCCAGCAUUUUGGGAGAGUGAAUUCACUUUUUUUUUUUUUUUUUUUAAACCAGGUCCCAGAGUGGAUAAAUCUGAAAAUGACACCUUUGGGGUUUUGUGUUCUGCCAAUCCAUAUAUUUAGUUAAACAAUGAUGUCAUCACCCCACGUCUCUACUAUAGUCAGACACC
Carassius carassius (crucian carp) is the source of this 1826-nucleotide messenger RNA. RefSeq names its product zinc finger protein 664-like. Gene Ontology annotation, biological process: regulation of transcription by RNA polymerase II. The record is from RefSeq and is a predicted model, not a curated record. Gene Ontology annotation, cellular component: transcription regulator complex; PcG protein complex. Lineage: Eukaryota; Metazoa; Chordata; Actinopteri; Cypriniformes; Cyprinidae. The transcript is spliced from 2 exons. Bases 103 to 1434 code for a protein of 443 amino acids. Gene Ontology annotation, molecular function: DNA-binding transcription factor activity, RNA polymerase II-specific; RNA polymerase II cis-regulatory region sequence-specific DNA binding.